CCCCUUCCUAUAGGAAAAGCUGUGUUUUUGGCCAGGGACAAGCAUCAUUUAGCGGACCUAGUUCAUCUAAUUCGUCAUGAAGCCCCUUAUUUGUUCCAGAAGUAUGUAAAGGAGUCUCAUGGUCGUGACAUCCGUGUGGUGGUGGUUGGAGGGCGUGUGGUUGGAACCAUGUUGCGCUGCUCUACAGAUGGCAGGAUGCAAAGUAAUUGCUCAUUGGGGGGCGUCGGCAUGAUGUGUACGCUGAGUGAACAGGGCAAGCAGUUGGCUAUCCAGGUGUCGAAUAUUUUGGGAAUGGACGUGUGUGGCAUUGACCUGCUGAUGAAAGAUGAUGGGUCCUUCUGUGUCUGCGAAGCAAAUGCAAAUGUAGGUUUCAUUGCCUUUGAUAAGGCUUGUAAUAUUGAUGUAGCUGCUACAGUAGCAGAUUAUGCAGUUUCACUGUUGCCCAGCAGGUUGACCCGAAGGAUGUCUCUGCUUUCUGUGGUGUCCAGCACCAGUGAAACCAGUGAGCCAGAGCUUGGGGCUCCCACUGGCGCUGUGCCAGACGCCGUCGACAAUAUGAGCGCCAACUCUAGCUCUGUCGACAGUGACCCGGAGACAGCGGAGAGGGAGCUCGUGGCCAAACUUCCCAGCAGCAUCUUUAACAUGAACCAGCUUAUAUUAGCCAGUGAUAUUAAUCUCCUAGUGGACUGAGGUUUAAGCCAAACUGUGCUGUAAAUAAAUGAGUGGCUUUAUGUAGCACUGGUCAUACAUAUGUAUUGGUGGCCCUGGAUGUGUGUGAGAAGGGUUUCCAGGUUUAACUAAAUGAGGAUCAUUGCAUAACUGCCCAGAUAGGCUCGACUACUCUCAUUCAUGGUUUUGUGCAUACUCAGUUGCCACAUUUUUUUUGUUUUUUAAUACAUUUCCGAGCAUAUGCCUAUGGUCUUUUAUUGGGAGUCUUAGCUGACAGGGCUUUUUGAGCUCUAAUCAGGUUUGCAUUUUCCACAUAUUCAUUUUGUUCCAUUAGUCUUCAUUUCUGAGAAUCCUGAAUGGGGGCUAGAAAGUAAUGUAGUGUCAUGCCAGUACUGUAUGACCUAUGCUACAGCCAGCCUUGUACAGGAGUGUUACAUUAGUCUGUGAAAUAAAGUAGUGUUAUGUACAUUUUUUUACAUGUAUUCUGUUAAGUGUUUUGUCUAUUUAACAAAUGCAUUUUAAGGGUUUUUUAUUUUUAAAAAAAUCCUGCAUAUUGGCUAGGCUUUAUAUUUUAUUUUUUUCUGCAGCUUAAAGAUGGCCAAUGUGUGUGCAAACUUGACUUUGUACAGGGACUAACUGUUUUUUUAACUUGCUUUUUUGUUCUUGUUGCUAUUAACUACUUAUCUAGUGUACAGUAGUAGUCUGAAUGCAUGGUCCCACCUUAAACAUCAUCACAAGUAUAUUCGUUCCCCAGCCAUGCAUUUUCAAAGUCAAGGACAAAGGAUUUUGUCAAGAAAGGGAUACGUUCUGGGGAAAAAGAUGGUGGACACCACCUGAAAUUUGAGUUAAAUCUGAUGGAAGAAACUUGGUUUGGGACAAAUUUUCUUCUUCAGGGCACAUGCCAAGAAUAUUUAUAAAAUUCAUCCGGAUUCGAAGUGAAAGGUUUAUAGUCAAGAAGACUAGAGUGUUGUAACUUGUCCGAUCUUGCUUUUAGGCUGAAUGGGUUCUGCUCAGCUGCCAGCAAGGCUGUUGUAUUAAGGAUGCUGAUCUAAUAUACAACCUGUUUAGUCCAUUUUUUCCAUUCCUGUAGACUGGGAACUUGCAGAUUGACUACAACAUUUUCUGGCCCUCUCCCAGCCAUCAUUUGUUGCAUCCUAGGUGUCCUAUUGAGGGCUGUGAAGCAGUACAGAUAUUCAAAUUUCCUUUUUCAGUCCAAAAGGAGUGAAAAAGCUCUGUGAAAGAGGGUUGGGUGCUGCUUUUCUGGAAAAAAAAUCUUAUCAGCAUUGACAUUCCCCACAUUCAUUCAGCCUUACUUCAUGAACUCACCAUGGAAUACUGCAAAGUUAUUGAGACCUCCAGAUUUCACACUGUCUUGACAUCUUAAAAUUUUGUUUUAGGUGGUGAUCAUGCAUAAUGUACAGUUCCAAAGUUUUCUUUUAGUCUCUGAGGAAUGUAAUAAAAAGAUUUGUAGAAUUAAAACUGACAUUAAAACUGUGUGAAAUGUUCAGUUGUUGCUAUUGACCUAGUGUACACACUAACCUUAACUAAUUUUUCUUUACAGUGGGGGUAUGUUUUGUAUACUUUGUAGCCGUAGAGGAUCCCACGGCUUUGUUAAACUUCAGUAUGAGAUGCAUCUUUUGGCAUAUACAUAUUACAACAUUUUUAGCUACUGCUGCAUUGUUAUAGCACCUUUGUUUGUUGUUAUGGCUUGGUAGGGGCCACAGUUUGUCAUUUCACCAUCCAAAAUCAUGACGAGUUGUAUGAAAUUCCAUGAACAGUGGUCGAGGGAUUCAUUUCACUCUCUAAAGCCGCCUGCAGUGGCAGUGAGUCAGUAGUAGAUAAUGAAUGUGGACGCAAUGUCCUAGAGUGGAAGAGUAAAAUAAAUGCUUUUAAUCUGGAAGCCAGUAUUUUAAUUAUUUUCCACGCAAGCAACACCCUGUUUAGUCAGUUCAGUAUUUUUUUGAAGAAAUAAAAAGUGUACAUCAAGUCUCCAUGGCAGAUGAACAAACAGAUUAUUUGGUGAGAUGGUAAAGCAGUCCAUGUUUUACUUCUGAUAAAAACUAAUUUAGGAGUGGGAUACCUUCCACCCAUUUGUUUUCUUUUACUUAUUGGGGGUCUUGGAUCAUAUGUUUUAGAUACUUAAGGGGAAAGGCGAGGGUCAAAACCAUUUAUUUAAAGGUACACAGAGGAAAAUAUCACAACUAAUGGGAGACUUUUGGAGUAUAAUGUUUAAAAGAGUUUGUAAGUUUGGUGGGCUGCAGAUCCACCCACAUACAUAUAGGGUAGUACCAGCAAGUGCUUUAUGGGCAGCUAAAACACAACUUUAUUACUGCUGAGAUCAUAGAAAAUAUGGACAAAAUACUGUAGUCUAUAAUGCUGAUAAAGUACGUACCAUGGGAUAAAUAAAAACUUAGCUGAGAAAAAUCUGUUGUAUAGAAGAGAAGGAAUAGCAGCAUUCUAGUUCUAAAAUAUUUAAUUGGAGUAGCAGUGUCCUGUACACAUUUCUUUAAAAGUUUCUAAGUUUUUUGGUUAUGAUUUUUUUUUUUUAUGAUCAGUGGUUGUGUGACUUUCUAAUUUUCUGUGUGAAUUGCACUUCGUUCUGAGCACGCAGUACCAACCCUCUUUCCGGAGCAACAGCAAGCCAUAGAUAUGACAGAUUAACUUGCAGAAGUAACUGAAUGGGCUGCUGAAUAAGAAAAAGCAAGUUAUACAAUGCAACCAUCUUUUGGCAAGUUGCAUACAAUACUACAGUACUGAGACACACUGGUGCAGAAGCUGACUUCAAAGGCGUUUGGAUUUUUUUUCUUUUUUUUUUUUUUUUUUUUUUUUCUUUGUUUUUCUUAAACUAGUACUGAUGUUAACAACUUGUUUUUCUUCCUGAAAGGACUUCAUAAACGUGUGUAUUUCUGGUACCUAAGUAGGGCAGCACGAAGCUUCGGGUACUUAAGGUAGGGCAUGACGAGUUAGAAAAAAAUGAAAGCAAAUGUUUGUAUAGUUGCUUUUUUUUUCUUUUUUUAACUGCUAUUAAGAAUGUAUUUUAUUACUGUUAAGGUACAGUAUUUAUAUCUGGAAUGCUCAACAAAAAAAAUCUGGCCUGUUCUUUGUUAAAUGCAUUGAUUGCCUUGUUUGUAUUGGGCCUUUUUUGUCACUUCCCAGUUUACAAAUUUUGUAAGUCAUUCACACCAGAGCUCCAAAACCGAGCCAGCUUUAUUGCACAAGGGAGCACUGUAUUAGUAGAAACCACUACUUGUAUAGUCUCCCUGGUUGCCUUGGCCUUUAUGUUACUGCUUAAGUACGCUGUUGUUUAUAUAUUGUUGUAUAUGUUUGUUUUUCUUAACAUGUGCUUUUGUCUUUUCAGAGAGACCUAAUUUGUCAAGGCUUUGGUGUUCCUGUGUAACUGUUCACACUGCUUUUCUUGCCAACCUUUUCCAGGAAUAUAAAAUAUUGCAGAGGAAAAAUCCCUCCCCCAUGAGCAAGAGGGUUGAGAAAGAUUUGUGAUGCUAACCCCCAUGUCCUCCAUGUGCUAAAAUGUUACAUGCAGCAGUUUGGAGAUGGAAGUCCAACCUGUUUGCAGGUAAAUUCAUUUUCCCCAUUUUGCCUCAAGUGGGUGCAUAUAUUAUCUUCAGGGUGUGUGUUUUACUUCUCUUUAAGAAGAUUGAAUUCUUCAGAAAUGAUUUUAUAUUCCUGUCCUUGUUUUGUGCAUGGUACAAAUUAAAUGCCAGAUAUAUCCACUUGCAUUUGUUUUAAAAUUAUAGUAAAAAAGGCACUAUUUAUUUUCAAUAGUAGACAAUGAACUGUUCCUGAUUUUUUCCAUGCCUUAACUAUUAUCCAUGCUUAAAUUAUUUUUCAUAUUGUCUUUUGUUUUCUGGUUUUUGAAGAUUUUGCAAGCAGUGAUCCAAGUUUGACUGACACAGUAUUAUAAAAUAACGUCCCGUUUUUAGAGGAGUCAGGUAUGACAAAAAUGAGUUUUUGGGGAAGGAGGUAGUGCAGUUCCUCACUUAUGAACUAGGAGAGCUUGUUCGUAGCACUUCAUCAAUAUUACUAAAGAUAAGGGGUCUGUAUGUGUCAUUUUCUUAGCAAAUCCUUUGUGUGGUCCACUGUAUUGUUAGUCUAGCUAGGGAAACUUAAUUCAACUGGAUUAAAGGGUGGGGGGCCCAGCUAUUUCAUUAUUCAACCACCUGUGUGCUUUCAGACAUGGACUGGUGAUUGUGUGCACAUGUGCCCGUGUCGCUGAGAGUGAUGUGCAUGUUCCAUUUUCUGCCCUUUUUGAAAGUGGUCAGGUGUUCUGAUUGUGAGGAUGGGACACAAACCUAGUCAUUCUUUGAGUGGUUUGUUUGCAAUUCAGCACUGUUUUAAUCCUUUGACUUUACAUAAAUGUAAAGAUAAUUACUCCCGUUUUUAUGUAAUUGUUAGUAUUUUAUGUCUGUGCUGUUUGACGGUGAUCUUCCAUUCUGCUUUCAGUUUUUUAAAAUCAAAAGUUUUUACCAAUGAAAUAUCCUGAAGAGAAAAAAAUCGCAAAACACGGUAAUACAGUUUCUAGAUGGCCUGUCUUUGCUAUAUAUUUAUAUAGUCUGCUGUUUGUAAUAGAAUGGUGGCAUUAUAGGGGCAUGUGGUUAGAAUGUUGGGAGUAUGGUUGUAAUGACUGAGAGUUUUGGGCCAUUAAAAGCUAAAGAAUCUUUAAGAAUGUGUGAUGAUAGGAUUAUUUUUUUUUCUAACAAGGAAGUGUGAUGGGCGGCCCAUGUAAAAGUGGGGGUAGCUGCUUAUUAAUUGUAAUACUUGCACACUUUCUUCAAAACAAGUUUUUCUUUGGGGGUUUUGUUUACAAGUUGUACUGUUUCACUUUUCUUGCUAAAUCCCUUUAUGAACCUUUGUCAAGUUUUAUUGCGGAAAGUAUCGACAGUUCCAGUGUUAGUAAAAUAGGACUGAGAGAGAAGUUUUUCAUCCCACCAAAUGUGUGAUCCUGAAACAUUUUCUUGCAGUAUUCUUAUAUGCAUUUUUAUAAUUAUUAGUAUAAGAUGGUCAGAAAGAAUACCAUAUAAAAUAUGAAAUUAUUUUUCCUUUUUUUCCAAUGAGUUGUACUUUAAAAUGUUGUUCCUCCAGUAUUCCAGUACAUUUAAUAUGACUAGUAAAUUGUACGUAGAGAGAUGGUAGCUGUUUGGGGGAAAAGCCCAAAAUGUCAGUACUCAAACCAUAACAAUAUUUUCCAGAUGUUGAAUGCCCUCCUGAGGUUCGUCUUGGUUAAUCAUUCUUACAGGCACUGUAUAAUCUUUAGAAUUUUGUUUCCCCUGUUACCUGAGUGUAACAUUGUGCUUGUAAUGGCAUUUUGAGUCUUUAGGGACAUUUAGCCCUCCUUUCACAACAAACCAUUGUUCCUUAAAAUGUAGGGUACCUGCCCCAUUUCUUAUGUAACCUUUAUUUUUGCUUUUAUUUUGUUUUGGGAUGGAGGGGGUGGGCUGUUGUCAGCAUUUUCAGAUUUUGGUAAAUGAGUAAUUUCAGUUUUGUUUUUUAAUACUUGGGCUUGUUUUGCUUGUUACUUUGCUUUAACUUGGCAUAAAGGGAAACCUGUAAUAAACACUUGGUAUUUAUUUCCACAUAUGCAUCUCCCCAUGAAAAUAGGGUGGGGUGGCUUCUUCUCUCCCCCCCAUUGUCUUUAAAUAUCUAAAUACUAAACUUUGUUCUUCUAUAUGCCUUCUGCUGUAACAGACUAAUAAACUCAUAGGUGACAGAAGAGGACUCUUCAGUCUGCACCAGAAAUGAAGGAGACCAUUAGGAAUUGCAAGUAGUGUGAACUACGGUGAAUGACAAGAUUGUAAUGGGAAUGGAAGAAGUUUCACAAGAGUGUUGAAUCUGCAGUUUUAUUCACCUGGUGAUUUGACUUUGGAAAUGGAUGAUAGCAGUCUGUGCACGGCCUAAUGGUGCACACUGGUUUGAGCCUUGAAGUGGGAGGAGGUGCUAGAAAAGGUUUCAGGAGACCAGAGUAAUACUUGUACCAUUUCUUCUGGUAUAAAACAUCCUAAAUUGAGGGCUGACAAAAUUUCUUUGAACAUUUGACCCAGGAACAGUAGGAUCCUGAAAAGAGAUGCUUUGUUUAUUCCUGAACAAAAAACUGCGCUGUGCAUAAGAUGAAUUCCAUGUGUUGCAUGAAGAGAAUUAUAAUAAAUAUUUCUGAAUUUUG
Messenger RNA from Protopterus annectens (West African lungfish), 6844 nucleotides. RefSeq names its product beta-citrylglutamate synthase B-like. NCBI's taxonomy places the organism in Eukaryota, Metazoa, Chordata, Ceratodontiformes, Protopteridae. Gene Ontology annotation, biological process: protein modification process. Gene Ontology annotation, cellular component: cytoplasm. Gene Ontology annotation, molecular function: ATP binding; metal ion binding; ligase activity, forming carbon-nitrogen bonds. The annotation marks the transcript as partial. The record is from RefSeq and is a predicted model, not a curated record. The transcript is spliced from 4 exons.